Neofelis nebulosa (Clouded leopard) is the source of this 7016-nucleotide messenger RNA. It is a transcript of the gene ABCB11, whose product is annotated as ATP binding cassette subfamily B member 11. Gene Ontology annotation, cellular component: membrane. Gene Ontology annotation, biological process: transmembrane transport. Bases 483 to 2852 code for a protein of 789 amino acids. NCBI's taxonomy places the organism in Eukaryota, Metazoa, Chordata, Mammalia, Carnivora, Felidae. The transcript has 20 exons. The record is from RefSeq and is a predicted model, not a curated record. Gene Ontology annotation, molecular function: ATP hydrolysis activity; ATP binding; ABC-type transporter activity.
UUUUUGUUUUUUUUGUUUUUUGUUUGGUUUUGGUCUGGUUAUGUUUUAAAGUAAUUUCUUAAGACCAAGGGCUUAUGAGAAGAAAUGAUGUAGCCAGAAUCACAACGCUCUUGCAGGGUGUGGGGGGACAGGGUACCAGCGUCUUGCGCCUCCUUUCAAGGGAAUCCACACCUUCCAAAGCCUGUUGAAGCCCUCAGCUGGCUUCCUAAGCCCACUGUGUGUUUGGGGUUAUUGUUUUGAGUGUAUUCAACCUUUCCUCAGAUGUCACUGAACUGUGCUUUGACUGGCCUUCAGGGCAUUGACCCGUCAGCAAAUAGAUAAUGUUUUAGAAAAAGCUUGAAUUCUGUUCAGUGUUUAGCAAUGAUGAAAACUGAAGUUGGAAAAGGUUGUAAAACCUUUGACUCUCCACGGUAGAGUCUGUUGUUUUCCUGGCUUCCUCAAGUCCUCGCUCACAGGGCUAUUGGCUGCAGAUUGCAAUUACCAUGUCUGACUCAGUAAUUCUUCGCAGUGUGAAGAAAUUUGGAGAGGAGAAUUAUGGUUUUGAGUCAGACAGAUUAUAUAACAAUGAUAAGAAUUCAAGGUUACAAGAUGAGAAAAAAGGUGACAGCACUCAAGUUAGCUUCUUUCAACUGUUUCGAUUUUCUUCAACGACUGACAUUUGGCUGAUGUUUGUGGGAAGUUUAUGUGCAUUUCUCCAUGGACUAUCCCAUCCAGUCCUGCUCCUCAUUUUUGGCACAAUGACAGAUAUUUUUAUUGACUAUGACACUGAAUUACAAGAACUCAAGAUCCCUGGAAAAGCAUGUGUAAACAACACCAUAGUAUGGAUCAACAGCUCCCUUAACCAGAAUAUGACAAAUGGAACGCGUUGUGGGUUGCUGGACAUUGAAAGUGAAAUGAUCAAAUUUGCCAGUUACUAUGCUGGAAUCGCUUUGUCAGUACUCAUCACAGGAUAUAUUCAAAUAUGCUUUUGGGUGAUUGCUGCAGCUCAUCAGAUACAGAAUAUGAGGCAAAUUUCCUUUAGGAAAAUAAUGCGAAUGGAAAUGGGAUGGUUUGACUGCAAUUCCGUGGGAGAGCUGAACACAAGACUUUCCGAUGAUAUUAAUAAAGUCAAUGAUGCCAUUGCUGACCAAGUGGCCAUUUUCAUUCAGCGCAUGACCACAAGCAUCAGUGGGUUCCUGUUGGGAUUUUACCAGGGUUGGAAACUGACCUUGGUUAUUAUCUCUGUCAGCCCUCUUAUUGGGAUUGGAGCAGGCAUCAUUGGUCUGAGUUUGUCCAAGUUUACUGACUAUGAAUUGAAGGCCUAUGCCAAAGCAGGGUCAGUGGCUGAUGAAGUCAUCUCAUCUAUUCGAACAGUGGCUGCUUUUGGUGGUGAGAAAAAAGAGGUUGAAAGAUAUGAGAAAAAUCUUGUGUUUGCCCAGCGUUGGGGAAUUAGAAAAGGGAUAGUGAUGGGAUUCUUUACUGGAUUCAUGUGGUGUCUCAUCUUCUUCUGCUAUGCACUGGCCUUCUGGUAUGGCUCCAAACUUGUCCUCGAUGAUGAAGAAUAUACGGCAGGAACGCUCAUCCAGAUUUUCCUCGGUAUCAUAGUAGGAGCUUUAAAUCUUGGCAAUGCAUCUUCUUGUUUGGAAGCCUUUGCAACUGGGCGUGCAGCAGCCACCAGCAUUUUUCAGACAAUAGACCGGAAACCCAUCAUUGACUGCAUGUCAGAGGAUGGUUACAAGUUGGAUCGAAUUAAGGGUGAAAUUGAAUUCCAUAAUGUGACCUUCCAUUAUCCUUCCAGACCAGAGGUGAAGAUUUUGAAUAACCUCAACAUGGUCAUUAAAUCAGGGGAAAUGACAGCUGUGGUAGGAUCCAGUGGAGCUGGGAAAAGCACAGCAAUACAGCUCAUUCAGCGUUUCUAUGACCCCAGUGAAGGCAUGGUGACUUUGGAUGGCCAUGAUAUCCGCUCUCUUAACAUUCAGUGGCUUAGAGCUCAGAUUGGGAUAGUGGAGCAAGAGCCCGUUCUGUUCUCCACCACCAUUGCAGAGAAUAUUCGCUACGGCAGAGAAGAUGCAACGAUGGAAGAUAUAGUUCUAGCUGCCAAGGCAGCCAAUGCCUACAACUUCAUCAUGGACCUGCCACAGCAAUUUGACACUCUUGUUGGAGAAGGAGGAGGCCAGAUGAGCGGUGGCCAGAAACAAAGAGUGGCCAUUGCCAGAGCCCUUGUCCGAAACCCUAAGAUCCUGCUCUUGGACAUGGCCACCUCGGCGCUGGACAAUGAGAGUGAAGCCAUGGUACAAGAGGCACUGAGUAAGAUUCGGCACGGACAUACAAUCGUUUCAGUUGCUCAUCGCCUAUCUACAAUCAGAGCUGCAGAUGUCAUUAUUGGUUUUGAACAUGGUACAGCUGUGGAAAGAGGCACCCAUGAAGAAUUGAUGGAAAGGAAAGGCGUUUACUUCACUCUAGUGACUUUGCAAAGUCAAGGCGAUCAAGCUGCUAACGGAGAGGGCAUAAAAAGCGAGUACGAAACUGAAGACGGCUCAUUUGGUGGCAGACAGACCUUUAGCAGAGAGAGCUACCAGGCUAGUUUAAGAGCUUCAAUCCGGCAACGCUCCAAGUCUCAGCUUUCUUACCUGGUACCUGAACCUCCAUUAGCUGUUGUAGAUCAUAAGUCUACUUAUGAAGAAGACAGAAAGGACAAGGAUAUUCCUGUGGAAGAAGAAAUUGAACCUGCCCCAGUUCAGAGGAUUCUGAGAUUCAAUGCUCCAGAAUGGCCCUACAUGCUGGUAGGGGCUGUGGGCGCCUCUGUCAAUGGUUCAGUCACACCUCUCUAUGCCUUUUUAUUCAGCCAGAUUCUUGGGAAGACAAGAAGGUGAAGCUGAACACUCUCAUUUGGGCUGGCAGGAUGCUCAUCCAGGCAUCAUGUCUGCGAAAAACUGCACUAUGGCUGCAAAUUUAGUGUUAGAAGAGGGCAAUUUCCCUAUAUGUAAACAAAAUCAGAAUGCAAAGCAGGUUCGUCGAAUAGUACAAAAGGAUUUUAGGGCCGUUUUGAUCUUGCUGAACAGCUGAGGUGCAGAGUUUGGCUUAUAAAAGCAGGUGUUAGUGCAUGUGUAAUUCUCUUCUCUGCUGAUUGCACCAUUGAAAUGGCAAGGUUGGGGAGGAAAGAGGAAAAGGAGGAGAGAAGUACAAUAAGGCACGGAUAAAGAAUGAGCUUAUUCCAAUUUUCACUUCCUUAGGAGUUUUUGUAUUCUCCAUCUGACUUUGUUGCUACAAUAAAAAUUAACAAUAAUUACAAAUAUUAAUUUACACUAAGCACAUUAUAUAUAAUAGUUUACUAAAUUUUCCUAGUUAACCAUCUGAGGUAGGGAUUCUUAUUGUUCCUGUUUUAGCAAAAAAGCAAAUCAAGUUAUACAGAAUUUAGGAUAGCAAGUAAUGGAUCUGGGGUUCAAAUCUGCAGAACCUGGAGAGCCAGGUUCUAACAAAACUUUAUCAUUGCAAAAUUAGUUAUCAAAACGCUGCCAAGUUUCCUUAGUUGAAAUUUACGCCACCCCCCACAAAUCCCGUGAGAUCAACAAGGAGGCAAACCUAGAAUCUAGAUAACUUUUUAAAUUUGUUUAUGGUGAAGUAGGAAUUAAUUAGGUGGUAGGACCAUGAGUAGGAGGCACCUUUUCCAAAGCCUAGCCUCAAGGAUUUGCCAGUAUACCACACAGCCAGAGCUUACUAAGAGUCCUGAGUUUUUCUUUUCCCCCACUAGUCUCUCUUUUGCGGCUUCUCUGGGAGGUCCCGACCAGAAAAAUGUCCCCACAGGCAUGGAUCAUACAGAAAGACCCAGAGAGUCCAUAAACAAAAUCAAGUCAUUUGUGCAGGGAGGGCCUCAGUCGCUCUUUUAAUUUUUAUACUGCCCCCUUGUGGGAAGUGAGGAAAUCAUGUUAAUUUCAGAGAAGUAGGAAACUGGAAACCGAGAACUUCAACUCUGGUAAAUUGAAUUUCUGGUUAUGUAAAACCCUUUAUGAUGAAAAUCCUUUAAAUAAUUUAUCAUCCUUCAUGUCUGGUAAGUACAAUAUUUUAAAUGCAACAUAAAUGUUCUUUUUUGACUCAACAGAUGUUUGUUGAUCAUCUUCCACAGACACUAUGCUAGAAAUUUGGGAUUGCAGUAUCAGUCAUGGUGCCUUCUCUAAUAGAGUUUCUAGUCUAUGAGGAAGACAGACAUUAAACACAAAAAUCUAUUCAUAAUUCAACAAAUAUGUAUUAAUCAUUUAUGGUUUGCCAGACAUUAUUGCUGGGCUUGAGGAUAGACGGAGGAACAAGAAAACCAAAGCCCUUCCCUUCUCUCAUAAAGCUGACAUUCUAGUAGGGAAAGGCUCUCGAAAUGCAUCUCAGAGUAGUGAUGAGGUGCAGAGGGUGUGGUGGGUAGGGUUGAAUCUGUAAAGACAAUUGCCCUAGAUGUUUGCUUUUUAAAAUAAAUCCAGAAUAACAGCUUCUUUGCUGAUUCUCACUUUCUUAAAAAACAGAGUAAAGACUGUACUGAGCUUCACCCAAACCCUGUAUAUGAGCUCCUGUGGAAAGAGCCCUGGAUUCCUAACCCAGAGAUCUUUUUUUUUCUGAAACUGGCUCUUCUAGUUACUUAUCAAGCACUGUAUGCCCUGGGGUCAUGCCAUGCCAUUUCUCUGGGCCUUAGGUUCCUCAACCACAAAAGGAAGGAUUGACAAAAAUGGUUUCUAAGAUAACUGCCAGUUCCAAGAGUCUAUGAAACGGCCAGGUCAGAUAAAACCUGACGAUUCAGCUGUAACACCUGCUCUCUAGAGCAGCUUCCAGUUGUUGGUAGUGACAAUCGUUAUGUGAUUCUUCUGUUCACAACCAGAAAUCCUAGGAAAAACUUGGCUUGAGCAAUAAGGCUUUUCACUUAAGGGCUGCAGUUACCAGAGUAACAGGAUCUGGUUGGUGGAAUCCAAAGUUUGCUCUUGUUUAAUGUUCUCACCGGGUUGUAUUUUCUAAGAGAAUGAUGCUGAACAAAGUACUAUUUUUCCUCUCUGAUGAAGGAGAUCAUUCUGUUUGUCUCUUGCAUAAUUAUCACAUUCAUCAGUAGAUUCAUGAUACUUUCAUCUCAUAGGAUAUAAUCAUGAGUCAGAUAAUAGUCUGUUUGUAAUUGCGCUGUUUUCAUUCUGACAUACCUAAAGGGCACAAUACUAACAUUUGGUGUAUUGAGACCACAGUUUGGAACACAGACCCAGCAAACGAUUGGACACUAUUAGGAUCCUGGUCUCUAAUCUAGUGAUGCAUCAAUACACACAUAAAACAUAAUGUAUCUGAUUCACUUUCCAUGGGUCUAUUUGACUUGGAAAGUGUGCAUGUGUUCCAAGCACAGCAAUGUGGACGUAGCAUGCUGGGAAAAAGCACGAGUUUUGGAGUCAGUCAGCCCUGGAUUCGUAUUAAGUCUCUGCUCUGUAUUCUCUGUGUACAUUUAGGCAAGUGGCUUUUCCUUGAUGAGUCUUAGUUUCCUCAUCUGUAAUUUGGGACAAGAAAAUCUACCUCACUGGGUUGUUUUAAGAAGCCUAAUUUAAGGAAAUCUUCACUGAAGUUAAAGUAGGUUAAGUUACACAUUUGGCACCUGGUAAAUAGCAAGAGUUUAAUGAAUAUCUGUUUUCUCCUUAAACAAACUCACCAUUAUAAAAAUGGCACAGAUGUAUUAUAAAGGAGCCUACGGAUAGGUAGCCUUUUGGGUUGAUUUCAACAAGAACAAAACUCAACAACAAAGAACUCAUGGAGUAGAAUUUUGUGAAAAGAAGUUAUGGAUAGCGAGAUGCCCACUCUUGAACUGGACACUUGUAUGGAUUUAACAUCAGCCAAACACUCUUUUUUUAACCCAGACAAGAUGAGUCAUGCCAAGAGCCAAGAGAGCUGGCAAGAAGAAAAUCACUGGAAUCUGAAAAAACAGGCCUUUCCCUACCUAAUAAUAACCACUAGCUAAAUGAACUUGGACAGAAGUUUUGAUGUUUGGGGCUCUGGUUUACCAUCUCUAGAAUAAGAGUUAAACUGGCUAAUCUGCACUUCUAUAGUCCUUUUGUCCAUGAUUAUAAUAGGUGACAUGAGGAAGGAAUGGAAAUGUGGCAUCACUGUUUGGGGUUUGGGGGAUGUGUAUAAUGAUUUUAAAAACCAAACUGCAACAUGUCUUUAAACCCCUAAAUUUAUAAACUCUGUAAAGUAAACAUAUGAGUUAUUCAAUGCUGGGGAGAAAGACCUUGGAAUCUUCCAAUCCCACUUCCACCUGUAUUAAGAACCAUGAAGACCCUAGAAAUUAUCCUAGAAACAGUAGAUUUUAUUAAUCUGGAACUCCCCUCUCCACUUUAGAAUUUGAUUAUUUGAAUAGGUUACUUUUGCUUUGCAAAAAAGGAUUUGUUAAUGGAGUAGUAUACAUUGUUUUCAAGAGAUUUAUUUGGUAUAUAACAGGCACUCAAUAAAUAUGUAUUGCAUAAAUGAUUUCUUUUGAGCAACUGCUUGUUAGCAUUGUUCUAGUUACUUAAAUUAAUUUAGAACAAUAAAUAAAGUUCUCUAAUGUGUACGUUUUUGAAUUCAAGUUUCCCUCACUUAAGCCCAAAUUAGGAAGUUUUGUUGUACCUAAAAUCUAUUCAUUAUAGGGCACUAUCAUUAGAAUAUCCAGCUGUUCUUUCCAUUUUCUUAUUGCAACAGCGUAGUCCCCAAUCAGUUACUUGAGCAUACAUCUGCAAGUUCAGAAUACACUUAUAAAGUAUAGUUUACCAUUUAUUAUGGACUAAAAAAAAAUUCACGACUUCCAUAGUUUUUUGGGGGGGAGUAGAGAAUGUUUUCAACUUUUCCUGAUUUGGAAACAACAACCUCUGGGGCAUCUGGGUGGCUCAGUCAGUUAAGCAUCUGACUUCAGCUCAGGUCAUGAUUUCAUAGUUCGUGGCUUCCAGCCCCAUGUCAGGCUCUGUGCUGGCAACUGAGAGCCUGGAGCCUGCUUUGGAUUUUGUGUCUUCCUCUCUCUGUGUUCCUCCCCCACUUGUGCUCUCUCUCUCUCUCUC